Molecule: messenger RNA, 1178 nt
Organism: Hypanus sabinus (Atlantic stingray)
Lineage: Eukaryota; Metazoa; Chordata; Chondrichthyes; Myliobatiformes; Dasyatidae
Product: chloride channel protein-like
Exons: 11
Biological process (GO): transmembrane transport; chloride transport
Cellular component (GO): membrane
Molecular function (GO): voltage-gated chloride channel activity
Source: RefSeq, a predicted model, not a curated record
CGAGACGCUGGCUGUACCAGCGUCUGGUUAGUUCCCUCGGUGAGGACUGGAUCUUUCUCCUGCUCCUGGGGCUGGUGAUGGCUCUCGUCAGCUGGGCGAUGGACUACGUCAGUGCUCAGGGACUGGACUUAUACAAGUGGCUGUACGUCCUUGCCAAAAGCAGUCUUUGGCUGCAGUACCUCGUCUGGGUCGGGUUCCCCCUCGUCCUCAUCGUCUUCUCCACCCUCCUCUGCAUGUUCGUCUCUCCUCAGGCGGCAGGCUCCGGGAUUCCCGAACUGAAGACCAUUAUCCGGGGAGCAGUUCUGCACGAGUACCUCACCUUCCGUACGUUCAUAGCCAAAACGGUGGGUCUGACGGCCGUCCUCAGCACUGGCUUGCCUGUUGGCAAGGAGGGGCCGUUCGUGCACAUCGCCAGUAUCUGUGCUGCUCUAAUUAGCAAGUUCCUCUGCUUCCUCAGCGGGACCGUUGAGAAGGAGUAUUCCUUACGAGCAGAUGUUUUAACAGUGGGAUGUGCUGUUGGUCUUGGCUGCUGUUUCGGGACACCUCUGGGAGGGGUGCUGUUCAGUAUCGAGGUGACCUGCACCUACUUUGCCGUGCGUAAUUACUGGCGAGGCUUCCUCGGGGGGACAUUCAGCGCCUUCAUCUUCCGCGUCCUCUCCGUCUGGAUCAAAGACGCCGUCACCAUCACCGCCCUCUUCAAGACCAACUUCCGUGGAGACUACCCCUUCGACCUACAGGAGCUGCCCGCCUUCGCCAUCGUGGGCAUCGUGUGCGGAUUCAUGGGGGCAGCUUUUGUCUAUCUGAACCGGCUCUUCGUCAUCCUCAUGAAGAAACGGAACGUCCUCACACGGAUCCUAAUGAAACAGAAACUUAUUUACCCAACAGUUUUGACGUUAAUUCUCGCAACUAUUAGUUUCCCUCCUGGGGCUGGACAGUUCAUGGGAGCUGAGCUGAUGCCCCGGGAAACCAUCAACUCCCUCUUCGACAACCUCACCUGGAGCAAGGUGACCGACCCGAAAGUCCUCGGCCACUCAGCAGCCUGGUUCCACCCGCAGAUCAGCAUCUUCCUCGUCCUCGCCAUCUACGUCGUCAUGAAUGUCAUUCUGGAUGGCGCUGUGGCCUGCACGAUGCCCAUUCCCUGCGGAGCGUUCAUCCCUGUCUUCAACAUGGGUGAGUAG